Molecule: messenger RNA, 572 nt
Organism: Vigna unguiculata (cowpea)
Lineage: Eukaryota; Viridiplantae; Streptophyta; Magnoliopsida; Fabales; Fabaceae
Source: RefSeq, a predicted model, not a curated record
UCCUCACCUUUCAAACUCAUCUUGCAUAUCUGCAACAAAACAACCUUAAUUGCUUCUACUUCUCGCACGUUAACCAUGGAGUUCUCAGAGGCCAACAAUGUUCUUUUGAUGUCACUGAUGGAAGAAACAAAGGAAGAAGAGUACUAUGAUGGUGAUGAUAGACUUGUGAGCAUGAUUCAGUCAUUGGAGGCAGAGAUCAGUGUCACUGAAAUAGCUCAAAUGGAUGAUCAAGAUUGCUCCACGUCAGACAGUGAGCCUGAUCAUUGGGAUGACAUCAACAUCAUCUCUUCUUUGCCCUUUGAUGAGAUGAAUGCAUGGAUCCCUUGUGGAGAUGAGAUCAUGGACCAUUCAUCAAUGGAAUAUGAAGAUGCAACUUAUAUUCAAGAUUUUCAGUUCAGCUAUGGAGUUUUCUUCGACCAACAUUAUUUGGCACAAGGGCCAACUGACGUAGUUUUCUGAAAUUAAAAAACAUAACAGUAUCAUACAAGGAAACAGAAGAUAGUUAACAUGGUUUUAUACUUUGUAAUUAAUUUGUGGAGGUGUCCAUGUUAAUGGCAAACUUUUUAUGUUUA